Messenger RNA from Choloepus didactylus (southern two-toed sloth), 795 nucleotides. RefSeq names its product REC114 meiotic recombination protein (gene REC114). The coding region runs from base 1 to 795 and encodes 264 amino acids. The record is from RefSeq and is a predicted model, not a curated record. The transcript has 6 exons. NCBI's taxonomy places the organism in Eukaryota, Metazoa, Chordata, Mammalia, Pilosa, Megalonychidae.
AUGGCGGAGGUGGGAAAAGUGCAGGCGGGCCUCGGGCUUCCGGGAGGAGGCGCAAAGCAGUGGCCUCUGCAGCGGUAUGGACGUUUCAUACCCUCUGGAGCCGGAGAGAUGCCCGUGCCUGGCCUGGAAGCUGGGACAGCCUCUUCCCCUACGUGGAAGGUUUUUGAUUCCAAUGAAGAAUCUGGAUAUCUUGCUCUCACCAUAGUCAUAUCAGGUCAUUUCUUUAUUUCUCAAGGACAAACACUACUGGAAGGGUUUUCACUCAUUGAUAGCAAGAAUUGGUUGAAGAUUGUAAGACGCAUGGAUUGUCUCUUGUUUGGAACAACAAUAAAGAACAAGAGUCGCAUGUUUCGGGUACAGUUUAGUGGAGAGUCAAAGGAGCAGGCGCUGGAACGCUGCUGCAGUUGUGUGCAAAAUCUGGCCCAGUACAUAACCGUCCAGGUGCCCGAUGGAAUCAUCCAGGAGCUUCGGCCGAGUCCUGGUUCAUGGGCAGGUGAAAGCCAAGGGAAGGACUGUGCAAAGAGUGCCACGUUGCAGCCUGGGUCACACCAGAACCCAGAGCAGCAGCACAGGGUAACAGCCCAGCCCAGCGCUCUAGAGGGAAGCAUCUCAGUGGCGCGGUUAGCUCAGUCUGUCCUAGCGUCGGAGCAGCUUCCCCUCAUCUAUGAACAAUCCGCAUGGGGUGCUGAAGAGCUCGGUCCCUUCCUACGCUUGUGCCUUAUGGAUCAGAAUUUCCCAGCAUUUGUGGAAGAAGUGGAAAAGGAACUGAAAAAGCUGACAGGGUUGAGAAAUUAA